AGCCCGUGCUGGGAUGACUUGGAGACCCCGGGCCGACUGCUGCUCAAACACCGCGUUGACAUGGACGAUGAAGAUGGCCGAUGUUUGCUAGAUGUAAUUUGUGACCCCCAGGCUCUGAAUGACUUCUUACAUGGAUCAGAUAAGCUUGACGGUGAUGAUCUGCUGGAUAACACAGGAGAUGGAGCGAGUGCCUUCUUUGUGGGCACUGGGCUUCAUGUUCAGGAAACUCCUGGGAACCAUUUAACUACAGAACCCAACCAGUCAGCUGGUGGUGUAGAUUUGGACUUUUUGCCAGAUGACAUCCUUGGGUCUCCAUCUGCGGCUAACGCAAGCCUCUCCAACUCUGACCAGCCAUGCGACAUUCUUCAGCAGAGCCUGCAGGAGGCCAACAUCACGGAACAGACUCUUGAAGCUGAGGCAGAACUGGACUUGGGUUCCUUCCAGUUGCCUAAUCUGCAGCCCGUGGUGCCGUCCGCUCCGGACGGGACUCCCCAAUUAUUUUCUGGAGGCGCCGAUCUAAUUGGACUUCAGCAGCCGGCAGUGUUGACUCACCAAGCACUAGUUCAGCAGUCAGUGGGGGCAGAUGUGGUCAACAAGGCCAUCAGUGUCCAGCCCUUUAUCCAACAAGUUGGCCUUGGUAAUGUUACAAUUCAGCCAAUCUCCAACCUCCCAGGAUUGCCCAAUGGUAGUCCUGGGGGAGCAUUGGGCAUUGGGCAAAUACAAGUAGUAGGACAGCAAAUGAUGGCCAUCAACCAGCCCACACAGCAGAUCAUUGCCAAGCAAGUACAGCCAACACAGGUAGCCAACCUGCCAGUGGGCAGCUACCUAACAGGGGGUAAUCCUGAGCAGCAGCAGGUCACUCUGACAUCAAGCGGGGUGUCACCACAAAAUGCAGGGUUGGUUUUACAGAACAAAAUUCCCACUGUGGCCACCUCUUUAAAUGGGAGCUCUAUGUUUGGAAGCAUGUCAACUACCCAGUGCACGCAAUCGUUAACCGUUACUUCCAGCCUGAACAGCCCGGUUAUCAUACAACGGACUCCAACUCCAAUACAACCCAAGCCUGCUGGUGUUCUCCAGCAAAAGCUGUUUCAGAUCUCACCUAAACCUUUUAAUCCCAACAACACCACACUUACCAUUCAGGGAGAAGCAGCACUGCAGCAGCAGCAGAAAGCCCAACAAAACCUGACAUUUAUGGCUGGUAAGGCAGGGCAGAAUGUGGUCCUGUCUGGUUUUCCCCAGGGCCUUCCUGCCAAUGUGUUCAAACAGCCUCCCUCACAGCAGCAGACAUUAGGCAAACCCAUGAGUGUCCAGCUCCUAAACCAAGGAAGCAGUAUAGUUAUCCCAGCCCAGCAUGCCCAAGCUAUGUUACAGGGACAGAACCAGUUCCUUUUGCCGGGAGGAUCAACCGUCCAGCAGCUCUCUGCACUGCAGGCCAACAUGAGUGGCCAGAUUUUAGCUGCAUCCCAUGCUAGUGGGCAAGCACACAUAAUUGCCAGCCAAGGUCCAGGGGGCCAGCUUCUCAAUCAAACCUUACCUGCCCAGAUCCUAACAAAUCAAAACCUUGCAAGCCAGCUGAAUUUGGGGCAGGUCCUCACUUCUCAGAACGCUCAUGGCACAGCUCAUAUUUUGUCGGGGCCAAUACAGCUGCAAGCGGGGCAGGUGGGUCAGCCCACAUUGUUCCAGAUGCCAGUAUCCCUGGCCAGUAGCCUAAGCACCCAAAGUCAGUCCUCAGUAACCACAUCUCUGAACCAAGCUGGGCAGACGGUCAUCCAAGGAGUUACGUUGCCCAACCAGGUGACCAUGUUCAAUCCGUCUGAUGGGAUUGGUCAAGCAGUAAGCAUCCAGCAGGCCUCCGCGGGCAGCAGCCAGAGCCCAGGAAUGGUACAAGGGGCCAGCCUCCUGCCCAGCACAGAGCAAACCUCUAUCCUGACCGUCCAAACCACCCAGCAGGCAUCACAAGGACAAGCCCAGCUCCAGAUGAAUGUACAGCAGCCGCCACAGCAGCCUUUAGCCCCUCAACAAGCGAUGCCAAGCCCCAGCAUUGAUCCCAGCUCCGAAAAAAUCAUCCUUAGCCAGGCAACGCCAGGAAAUAUCAUUAGUGCCGAGUCCAUGCAGAUGUUCCUCCAGCAGAAGGAACAGCAGCAGUUAUACGAAGCGGCGUUGAAAUCGCAACAGGAAAGCAGCCUGGUUCAGACCUCGGCAGCCGCACACCUCACAAUGCCAAUCUACAGCAUAGCCGUUUCUGGCAGCACUUUGAGCAGCAGCACCUCCAGCAGCAGUAGCGUACCCGCCUCCGUCAUAGUGAGCAGCAGUGCCGGCUCCGCAGCCCAGUCCAACCGCGAACUGGCCCAGAACCAUACAGCAACACCGGAAUCCAAAGGACACUUACCUCAUUUCCCUGCCAGCCAAUCACAGCAGGCUAUGUCCUGCCAGAUUCCCACCGGACAACAGAAGCUUCCAGGAGCCUCGCCUUCCCACACACUACCUCACCCACCCAGCCCCCAGGUGCAGGCCUCGGCCUCCCACCAUUCACAGAUGCAGUCUCCACACCAGUCACGUCCUCCUUCUCGGCCACCGUCUCGUCCUCAUUCUCGGCCUCCAUCUCAACCUCAGAGUCUCGCUCGCCCUCCCUCCGAGCCCCUUUCCCGAUCCUGUACUCCUCAGAUGCAGAAUCUGUUUGUCAUUCAGAACCAAAUCUCCUCUCCUCACAGUUCUUCCCAGCACCCUCUGCGUCCUCCUUCUCAGCCUCAGGUACAGUCGCCUUUCCCGCCUCAUCAGUCACUGUCUGCUGAAAUGCAGCAAACCCUAUCGUCCCCUCAGCAGCAUGUACAGCUCCAAGUACAACUGAGCACCUCCCAACCUGACAGCCGGACAGGUGUCCCAAUUUCUCUUCAGGCCACACCACCCACCUCCGAUUCCUCCCAGACCCACUCAUUCCCGGUGCAGUUCCAGGCUCAGGCAUCUAUUAAACACCAGGGCCAGCCAAUCCACAUAACGCAGGACCAGCAACGUACCUUUCAGAUGACCCCCAGCCAGUUCCAGGCGUUGACCUUGGCCAACACCCUGCCCCAGCAGAAACAGCUGUUGGAGCGGUACCAGCAGAUGCAGCAGCAGCAGAGUCUGAUGAUACAAUCUCAGCAGUCACAAGGGGGCGCCCAAACAUCCCCUGCUCUCGCUGGGCAAUACAACGCUCAGUCUUCGGUGAUGAUCAGUGGACAAGGGCAGCAAGGACCAACACAAGGCCCUCUGCAUGGGCACUCCCCUGGCCAGGUGUUGGUGCAGCAAACUUCUGUGGCACACGGCGAUCUGACAAAGGUGCAGACAGGAGCCAUGACCCAGGCGGCUCAGCUUUCAACACUACUUCAGCAGCAGCAGCAGCAGCAGGCAUCGGUUCUAGUGAAGACGUCAGGUGCCACAUCUGGUCCCGGACCCCAAGACGCAUCUGGUUUCUCCAAUACGAGUGGGAAACCGCUUGUGGUGCAGGGGAAACCUAUCAACGCUGUCCCUGUGCACUCCCAGGCUAAAACCGGAGUCAUCAGCUCAGUGCCUACUAUCAGCCUGGGAAAGGGCUCUCUGCAAAUCCAAGUUGUUGGAAAAGGCAUCUCUCAGAUUGUACCUGGCACCCAGACGCAGUUUGAUAGUAAAUUUGGAACGCUGAAAAAACAUCAGACACUACAGCCAAGCAAGGAAGCCUGCUUCCUGGAGCAGCUCCAUAAACACCAGGGCACAGUCCUGCACCCAGAUUACAAGACACCCUUCCACUCAUUUGAAGAUGCCUUGCACAGACUUCUUCCCUACCACGUGUACCAGGGUCUGCUGCCCAAUCCAAAUGACCUAAGAAAAGUGGAUGAUGAGUUUGAGACAAUGUCUACUCAGCUCCUGAAGCGCACCCAGGCCAUGCUGAACAAGUAUCGCUUGCUGCUUUUAGAAGAGUCCAGGAGAGUGAGUCCUUCUGCAGAGAUGGUAAUGAUCGACAGAAUGUUUAUUCAGGAGGAGAAAGUUGCUCUGUCUCAGGACCGACAGUUGGCAAAGGAAAGACCAGAUGAAUACGUCUCCUCUUCUUCACGGUCUCAGACUGUAACCCCUUCUGUGACCUCCGUCUCUUCCUCGCCGUGUCCUGCCCCUGCAGCAGAGACCCACAGACCCCCUGCAAUGCAGACCUCCACACCAAUACACCCUACCAAGCUAGUGAUCAAGCACAGCAGUGGGGGUUCUCCCUCUGUCACUUGGGCCAAAGCCUCACAGUCGCUUGAUGCAGAUGACGACGCACUCCCUUCACGCAGCAGACCUCCAAUCAAAACAUACGAGGCCCGUAGUCGUAUCGGGCUGAAGUUGAAGAUCAAGCAGGAGGCAGGGCUGAGCAAAGUCAUCCAUAACACUGCUUUAGAUCCUGUUCAUCACAACCCUCCACCGCCACCUCCACCUCCUGCCCCACCCACAACACCCGCCAGCACCGUCAUCAAGACAACUGUCAACCCAACCCCAGCCACAGUCACAACCACCACACCCUCUGGGCAGAUGAAUGGUACACUGGACCAUUCAUCACCUGUUGAAAAGAAGCCCAUGGCCACAUUCUGCAGGCUACCCCUUCGUAAGACGUAUCGGGAGAACGUAGACGCCUUUGUGACCGGUAAGCCAACAGACACCAGGUCAGCGGUCGAAACACCUGCACAAGUACCAGUUAUGACCCAGGCAAUAAAGCAGGAAGAUGAAUGCAGAAGCGUCAUUACAUCCCACAAGGUGCAAGGAGUCCCAGAGAGUGUAAAGGUGAAGAAAGAAGAAAGCCCAAAGCUGGUGUUCUUCAGCAGAGGAGAAUCCAAGAGGAAUAGUAAUGAGAUGACCAUGAGCUUGAAAAGAGACCCCAAGGAUGACGAGCCAGGAUUCUACCGACCGGUGGUCAAGUCCGAACCAAGAGAUCAUGAGUCUGAGUUGAAUUGGGAGAUGACCCUUCCAUCAGCCAAAAGGCUGAAGUCAGAGCAGUUUGACGUGGACAACGCCAGCUUCUCCAGUGACAGCCCCCAGGACGACACCCUGAACGAGCACCUGCAGAGCGCCAUCGACAGUAUCCUCAACCUUCAACAGCCCCAGAGUGGUGGAAAUUCGAAUGCCCUUCUGCGCUCCUCAGCCCAGUCUUCAUACCAUCACUCCUCUUCCUCCUCCCCCUUCUCCUCCCCAGUCCACCGCACAGACUCGUACCUUACCCCCAACCACAACGGAGGCCUGGGGGCCAGGACGUUAAAUAGAUAACAGGGGAAGGAAAUGAGCGAGCGAGCCAUGAGAAAUAAAUGAAUUGCCCGGGGAGACGAAUGAUGAUGUCAUGAGCAGGACAUGAGCCGACGCAGUACUUGGAGACAGGAGGGCACACAUUUUCAGAUUAAGCCUCAAUUUUCUUUUUCUUCUUUUUUUUUCCCCAUUUGUCCGCACGGUGCGGCAAGUGGUUCCGUGGAGAAAUUGUGCCGCUUCUUAGGUGGAAAGUUGGGAACUUUCCGGCACGGGCCGGCUAUCUCCCCCGACAGAACUUUUCAAAGGACACGUUCAACUGGUGAUCUGUUGCCUUCAAAGCUUUUUUUUGUCUUCUUUUUCCCCCCCUCCCCUAUUACCUCCCGCUUCCAUCUGUUUUUUCUCAUCUCAACUUGAACUGUCAAAAAAAAAAAUUACAAAGGAGUAAAAAAAAAAAAA
Nanorana parkeri is the source of this 5679-nucleotide messenger RNA. RefSeq names its product glioma tumor suppressor candidate region gene 1 (gene BICRA). Gene Ontology annotation, biological process: positive regulation of DNA-templated transcription. Bases 61 to 5247 code for a protein of 1728 amino acids. Gene Ontology annotation, cellular component: SWI/SNF complex. The transcript has 15 exons. NCBI's taxonomy places the organism in Eukaryota, Metazoa, Chordata, Amphibia, Anura, Dicroglossidae. The record is from RefSeq and is a predicted model, not a curated record.